Molecule: messenger RNA, 1066 nt
Organism: Neodiprion virginianus
Lineage: Eukaryota; Metazoa; Arthropoda; Insecta; Hymenoptera; Diprionidae
Product: pyroglutamyl-peptidase 1
Exons: 3
Coding region: 341-988 (215 amino acids)
Biological process (GO): proteolysis
Cellular component (GO): cytosol
Molecular function (GO): pyroglutamyl-peptidase activity
Source: RefSeq, a predicted model, not a curated record
AUCGGUUGUUGAUAGACGGACCUUAGUUUUCGAGCACGCGCCGAAACGUUGCAUUAGGCGAAUGGCCACGUGGCGCAAGCUGCAGCGAAUCGCGAGUUAAUCAGCGAUCAUGUAGUGGAAUUUCCUCGUAGAUCGUGGAACUCGUCUGAUCACACGCCCCGUUGAACGUAACAGGAUAAUCGGACGCGGGUGUUUCUCAGUAUCUGAUAUAAUUGUAAUAUAUGCAUACGUUGUCGGUCGUAAUCGGAUUUUUUUAAAGCUUGUCUUUUUCGGCGCUGCUUCCCAACAAUAAACUGAAUUACCGUCGAAGCAAAAAGGGAAUAAUCAUCAGGAGAAAAUCAUGACUGACAAUGAGAAUAAUAAGGGAAAUCGCGUUGUUUUGGUAACGGGAUUUGGCCCGUUCGCAGGGCAUCCGAAAAAUGCGAGCUGGGAAGCGGUUAAGGAACUCAAAAAUUCGGAUCUUGAGGAUGUCUGCAACGUGACCAUGGUCACAAUGGAAGUUCCGGUAGCUUAUGAGAGUGUCUCACAUCUGAUACCGAAACUAUGGUUGGAGCACAAACCCAUGCUUGUGGUGCACAUUGGUGUUUCCGGCAUGGCGAAUUGUCUGGAGUUGGAAUGCCGAGCGCACGGAAGUGGCUACAAUAAAUUGGACGUAUUUCAAAGCCUUCCGAUUGCGGAAAACGAAUUACUAGAGGAUCCCGGUGAAGUUAUAGAGACCGGUAUAAACGUAAAGAGAAUUUGCGACGAGCUGAAUUGCCGCGAUGAUUCGAUAUCUUCCAACGACGAGGGCUGCAGAGCCGUUUUGUCAAAAGACGCAGGCUUGUAUCUCUGCGAAUACAUAUUUCGCAAGUCUCUUGAGAUACGAUCUGACAAUACGAUUUUCGUUCAUGUACCCGACCUAAAUGUCUACCCCGCAACUAAAAGCGCCAAGGGAUUGUACCACGUGAUACGACUGGCUCUCGAAGAGCUUGACGCUGCUAAAAAUUGAUCUAAUCUUAGUAAAAAAAAAAAAAAAAACGAUCGAGACAAAGGGAAAAAUUUGUUUCGCAUUGAAUUUAAAAUAAUC